Molecule: messenger RNA, 809 nt
Organism: Drosophila simulans
Lineage: Eukaryota; Metazoa; Arthropoda; Insecta; Diptera; Drosophilidae
Exons: 2
Coding region: 51-728 (225 amino acids)
Source: RefSeq, a predicted model, not a curated record
AUUGGCAGGUCGUUUAGUUGUCUGAAAAUCGGCACCGCGAACGGAUCGAAAUGGAGGCUCAGAAAUAUUUGUUCCCGAUUUUGAUGUUCCUCUGCUGCUGUGGAAUUCCACUGGAGGUCAGAGCGAUUCGGAUGAGAAUGCCCGUUUUGCCGGAGGCACUCAACUGCCGGAAUGAAAGUAUUAGUUUCCACUUAAACCUAACGCGACUCUCCGGUUACUGGUACGAGGCUGCUAGAGUACCCAAUGUCCAGGUACUGCAAUGCCUGAAUGUCUCUGUGCCCGCUGAGGUCGAGAAGGACAGCCUCUCGUUGGACUUGAACUUCAUCAGCACCGUCAACAAUGGGUGGCAGUUCACCGAGGAGUCCGUUGAGUUCCCCUGGGACAACUAUACGCAAGGCGGCAUCUUCAAACUCGAUUACGAUACGGUCACUGUGACCUACAAACUAAUGUUCACGGACUACGAGAACAUCGCCUUUGUCUGCGGAUUCGGAAGCAUUUCGCCAGUUCCACUGUUCAAGCUCUUCACCCGGCAACGUGAGGUCAGCCAGGAUACGAUCGACAAGGCGGAGAGCCUUGCUGAGACGUACGGCAUGGGCAACCAGAUCGCGUGGGAGAUGCAAUCGCCGGGCGAAUGCAAUGGAUCCGGUGGUCUAGCUCCUAUGGCUAUUCUAAUGACCACCAUUGCAGUGUUCUGGGGUUUUAGCCUGCGAAGUCCAUUUUUAGCUUAGACUUUACUAUUUACAUAGUGAAUAUUUAACUUUUCGCUACUACUAUCAGUACCAACUCUUAUCAAUCUUUUUUGUUUUCAA